Messenger RNA from Myripristis murdjan (pinecone soldierfish), 3633 nucleotides. RefSeq names its product synaptotagmin XII (gene syt12). Gene Ontology annotation, biological process: synaptic vesicle endocytosis; calcium ion-regulated exocytosis of neurotransmitter. Gene Ontology annotation, cellular component: exocytic vesicle; plasma membrane. Lineage: Eukaryota; Metazoa; Chordata; Actinopteri; Holocentriformes; Holocentridae. The record is from RefSeq and is a predicted model, not a curated record. The coding region runs from base 203 to 1510 and encodes 435 amino acids. The transcript has 9 exons. Gene Ontology annotation, molecular function: phosphatidylserine binding; SNARE binding; calcium-dependent phospholipid binding.
UCCUCCGGGAGAGACCGGACCAGCACCGGUGUCGUUGAAUGGAGAGAGGCACCUGAAGAAGCGAGAGCGGUGGAGUUGGUCCCCCUCCUCCUCCUUCUCCUUCUUCCCCCAUUGCACCAAAAGAAAACUCUGGAUACAGCUCACUUCCCUUUGAGAUGCACUGAAAUGCAGCAAGGCUGGAAAGAGAGUCGUAAAAUAAGAUAUGGCUGGCUGCUGCAUCAUGUCCUCGGCUCAGGGUGGGGAUAUAUCAGGCUACCAUCUGAGUGUGGUGCGUAACCCACCAGGCUGGGAGGUGGGGAUCUACCUGGUGGGCUUCCUUGUGCUGUUAGGUGUGGCAGGGCUAAACAUCUGGAAGCUGUGGAAAUCUGGGACUUUUCCUGUGCCAUCUCCCUUCCCCAACUUUGAUUAUCGAUAUCUACAAGAAAAAUAUGGAAACUCCUUCUCAGAAGUCAGGCAAAAGAGAGUGGCAGCCAACAACCACCGCAGGACCUCCACUGCCUCCAGCCGCAAGGCCAGCCUGGCCCUGGGCGACACCCCGGACGGCUUCAGGGACCUGGGCCACCUGGAGCUGAUGAGCAGGGAGCUGGACCACAUCGGCAUGGUCCAGCUCAACCGUUCCAUCUCCACCGACUCGCUCAGCUCAAUCUCCUCCAUCGCCAACAACUUUGGCCACGACUUCACUGUGGGCCAGCUGGAGGUGACCCUGGAGUUUGAGCCGUACCGGCAGGGGGGUCAGGGAAAAGGCCUGCUCCACAUCACCCUGCACCAGGGAAAAGACCUGCUGGAGAAGGAGGAGGGAGACUUCCCCGGGUGCUUCAUCAGAGUCUCCCUGGGCCCAGAGGAGCUCAAUGUUGGAAUCACUAAGGUCCAGGCUAACGCAUUCACCGUGAUUUUUGAUGAGCGCUUCUCCAUCCCUGUGGACCUGAUGGCUCUGGAGGAGUACAGCCUGCGCUUUGCAGCCUUUGGUAUUGAUGCUGACGAGAGGAACAUCAGCGCUGGGGUAGCGGAUCUCAAACUAUCGGACCUGGACCUGACCAUCAGACCAUUCAACGCCUGGCUUUACCUUCAGGAUGUUAAUAAGGCUGUGGAUGCAGUAGGAGAGAUUCUGUUGUCCCUCAGUUACUUGCCAACAGCAGAGCGCCUCACAGUUGUUGUGGCCAAGGCCAAGAACCUGGUGUGGACCAAUGGCAAAACCACUGCAGAUCCAUUUGUCAAAGUGUAUCUUCUACAAGACGGCAGGAAGAUCAGCAAGAAGAAGACCUCCACCAAAAGGGACGACACGAACCCCAUCUUUAAUGAAGCCAUGAUCUUCUCUGUGCCAUCCAUCGUCCUGCAGGAGCUGUCCCUGAGGGUGACGGUGGCUGAAGGCACUGAAGACGGGCGGGGGGAGAAUGUGGGUCACGUCAUCAUCGGACCUGAAGCCAGCGGAAUGGGAAUUACCCACUGGAAUCAGAUGCUGGCCACUCUGAGGAAACCUGUAUCCAUGUGGCACCCUCUCCGCAGGACCUAGUCACCCCACCCCACCCCUCCUGUACCUGUCCUGUUGUGGGUUUCAAGCCAAACACUUGCUCCUUCAUGUUCCUGUCACCUCUUCCCUUGUUUGAAGCUGUGCCCUGAUCUGUUCCACUCUGCUGAUAGUUGACAGUCUGACCCACAGGGAGGGUGUGUGACCUAUAUGUCAAUCUGGUGGCACUAUUCUUGACACGGUACCCUUUCAACAAGGGAGGAGAAUUUGAAAAAGCCAGUGUUUGCCUAUAAACUAGCUGCACCCCUGGGUCAAUUAAUUCGCUGAAAUCCUUUCAGUUACUUGCUACUUUUAGCUCUCAGGUGCAUCCUGCUUGAAGGCUGCCUUUUGGAUUCAAAGAAGCCGUCCAGUUGGUUUGUUUGUACCAAACAAAAUUAAUCUGUCCUCUAAAAGUAACUGAAUCUGUUUCAAACUGCAGACUGACCCGGGUCUGCUCCACACUGCCUCGUUACCUUACCCCCUUACCCCCCUUGGUUUGCCCCCUCUCCGCUUUCCGGGGUUGGGCUAAAUCUCUUUUCAACAGCUGGAAAGGAAACAUGCAUAUUUGUGGUGUUUAGUUUUGUCCUUUCAGUUUGAACUUUGAAAGGAGUUUUGAUCAAAAAGAGGAGCCCAACCCUGGCAGGCACACCUCACCACCCCCUGCUCCUCCCUUUUCUCCCUGCAUGGUGCCUACUGUGGUUCUAUUUAGCUCUCCAGAGAAAAACUAAGACUGAACAGACAGGUUGUAAUAGCUUCUCUUUCAGGAAACUACUCAUUUGUCUUUAAAGAUCAGUCAUUGAUUGCACCUGUUAGAUUGAUUACUUAGCAGUUUUAGAACUGAGUUGAGGUUAGCUCUAUUGGAUUUGCUUGUGUCAUUUGUUACCAGUAAGACUGACAAAUAAUAGAGGUUUUGGUAUAUUCAAUAUAUAUUGUGCUUUUUAAAAAAAAUCCAGGUACUCUUAUCCAGGUGAAAUAAUUGUAAUUUGUAGCAGUUGUUACAGGGUGGCCAAAUCAGAUGUAAUCCGCAUAUAACUACCAUGUUGUAUUGUUCUAUUUGUACCAUAAUUAAUGCAAUACACGUUGCAGCAUAAAACUACUUAUAAUGUAAGUGUCAGUAUCAGUGUAAAUAGUGUAAUACAAUCCAAGCAUUCUUCUUCUUGUCAUCAUCAUCCUCAGUAUUCAUACAUAUAUAUAUAUUUUUUUGUUUUCCACAUUCUAGCAUCACAUGAUGAGUGUAAAUCAGCAUUUUUUGCACUAUUUAAAUAAACAUCAAAUUUAAGGACAGUUAGCUCAUCAAAGUGUACAGUAUUUAACACAAAUACUACUGUUAAUAACACAUAAUUAUUAUUAUUAUUAUUAUUAUUAUUAUUAUUAUUAUUAUUAUUAUUUAUCGUUGUUGUUGUUAUUAUUACACCUCUGGGACUUUAAUGUGUAAAAUAUACUCACCCCCUUUUAAGUGGGUUCAUUGUUCCUUCUAGUUUUAGCAGUUGCCCUUUAGUUACCUGCAAACAGCUUGUUAUCAAUAUUAGUAUUCCUUGUUGAAACCAGUGGGAAUCACUUACUGUUUGCAGCUAUGGAGCAUUAAUGAUAACAAUACUAUCAAGGUAUUUUUGUUCAGCUGAGGAAGAAAGAAACUUUUUUUCCUCACAAUGUGAUGACAAUUUGGUAAUACUCUGAAUAUCACUGUGUGUUUUUCUCUGUCUGAGAUAUUCUCUACAACAUGGCAUUAUGCAGUGCUGUUUUGUUGUAACUCCUGAAUGUGAACAAUCACGUGAAAUGUCUUCUAACUCUGAAAACAUUCUUAGCCCUUUGCAUUGUUGUUAUUUUGUUUUUUUUGUUUGUUUUUUCAAGCUGAAUAUUUGUUAAUUUAUGACUGCAUUCCUCACCUCACAUCAAAAUCCAAGUCAAAAUCAGUACACCUGUGGUCAUAUGAUAGACAGUAAUUCCUGCUGUGCCAAAUAAUGAAGCAAUAUUUUCAUUUAUAGUCAGCAUUUGCAUUUGAUCAACAGAGCUGUAGCCUACAUUUGAUCAUGCAUGAAGUUAUUUAGCAUUUGAUGUGAAUGUGCCUCAAGAAUAAAGUGUAUUGUGUGAACGCUGUUUGAAAUUAAAGCAAUCCAACAGCAACAGUC